This is a messenger RNA of Motacilla alba alba, 1446 nucleotides long. It is a transcript of the gene IGF2BP1, whose product is annotated as insulin like growth factor 2 mRNA binding protein 1. Gene Ontology annotation, biological process: nervous system development; regulation of gene expression. Gene Ontology annotation, molecular function: mRNA 3'-UTR binding. The coding region runs from base 1 to 1446 and encodes 481 amino acids. NCBI's taxonomy places the organism in Eukaryota, Metazoa, Chordata, Aves, Passeriformes, Motacillidae. Gene Ontology annotation, cellular component: cytosol; nucleus; cytoplasm. The record is from RefSeq and is a predicted model, not a curated record. The transcript has 12 exons.
AUGGGCGAGCGAGCCAGGAGGGUGAAGGAGGCUGCCCGGGAAGGAGGAGCGCGCUCCGAUCGGGUGAACACGGACAGCGAGACCGCCGUGGUGAACGUCACCUACGCCAACCGGGAGCAGACCCGGCAGGCCAUCCUGAAGCUGAACGGGCACCAGCUGGAGAGCCACGCGCUCAAGGUCUCCUACAUCCCGGACGAGCAGCCCGAGAACGGGCGGCGCGGCGGGGCCGGGGCGCGCGGCGGGGCCCGGGCGGGCUCCCCGCCGCCCGCGGGGGCUCCCCCGAAGGCGCCGCCCCCGGACGUGCCCCUGCGGCUCCUGGUGCCCACCCAGUUCGUGGGGGCCAUCAUCGGCAAGGAGGGGGCCACCAUCCGCAACAUCACCAAGCAGACCCAGUCCAAGAUCGACGUGCACCGGAAGGAGAACGCGGGCGCGGCCGAGAAGGCCAUCAGCAUCCACUCCACGCCCGAGGGCUGCUCGGCCGCCUGCAGGAUGAUCCUGGACAUCAUGCACAAGGAGGCCAAGGACACCAAGACGGCUGACGAGGUCCCCCUGAAGAUCCUGGCCCACAACAACUUUGUGGGGCGCCUGAUCGGCAAGGAGGGCCGGAACCUCAAGAAGGUGGAGCAGGACACGGAGACCAAGAUCACCAUUUCCUCGCUGCAGGAGCUGACCCUGUACAACCCCGAGCGCACCAUCACGGUCAAGGGCUGUCCCGAGAGCUGCUGCCGCGCCGAGCAGGAGAUCAUGAAGAAAGUGCGCGAGGCCUACGAGAACGACGUGGCCGCCAUGAGCCUGCAGUCCCACCUCAUUCCCGGGUUGAACCUGGCCGCCGUCGGGCUCUUCCCGGCCUCCUCCACGGCGGUGCCGCCGCCCCCGAGCGGCGUCUCCGGGGCCGCUCCCUACAGCUCCUUCCUGCCCCCCGAGCAGGAGACCGUGCACGUGUUCAUCCCGGCGCAGGCGGUCGGGGCCAUCAUCGGCAAGAAGGGCCAGCACAUCAAGCAGCUCUCGCGCUUCGCCAGCGCCUCCAUCAAGAUCGCGCCCCCGGAGACGCCGGACUCCAAGGUGCGCAUGGUGGUGAUCACCGGCCCGCCCGAGGCGCAGUUCAAGGCGCAGGGCAGGAUUUACGGGAAGCUGAAGGAGGAGAACUUCUUCGGGCCCAAGGAGGAGGUGAAGCUGGAGACGCACAUCCGCGUGCCGGCCUCGGCCGCCGGCCGCGUCAUCGGCAAGGGCGGCAAGACCGUGAACGAGCUGCAGAACCUGACGGCGGCCGAGGUGGUGGUGCCGCGGGAGCAGACCCCGGACGAGAACGAGCAGGUCAUCGUCAAGAUCAUCGGGCACUUCUACGCCAGCCAGAUGGCUCAGCGCAAGAUCCGGGACAUCCUGGCGCAGGUGAAGCAGCAGCACCAGAAGGGCCAGGGCGGCCAGAGCCAAUCCCGGAGGAAAUAG